AUGGGCUUCAAGCUCUCGUACCUGUACGCCCGCCCGGACGUCAACCCGGUCACGCUCAAGGCCCGGUCAAUACCACUUCUCAAUCCGGUCGACAUUUAUGGGCGCGUCUUCUUCUUCUCCUGGUUCGGGUUUAUGAUUGCCUUCUGGGCAUGGUACACCUUCCCACCUCUGGUGGCCAACUCCAACAUUGUCUCCCUUUGUGCGACCCUGCUGGUUCGCCUUGUCGCUGGCCCGCUCUGCGACAAAUUCGGCCCUCGCAACGUCUUUGGAGGUUUGCUCCUCGCCGGCUCCAUCCCGCUCGGCCUUGCUCCGCUGGUCCACAACGCUCGGGGCCUCUACGUGAGCCGGUUCUUCAUUGGCAUCCUUGGGGGCUCCUUCGUCCCUUGCCAGGUCUGGUCAACUGGUUUCUUCGACAAGAAUGUCAUCGGCACCGCCAAUGCCCUCACGGGCGGCUUGGGCAACGCCGGCGGCGGCAUCACCUAUUUUAUCAUGCCGGCCGUCUACGACGCCCUCGCCGGGGCCGGCUACCUCCCCGGCCAGGCGUGGCGACUCACCUUUCUCGUGCCCCUUUCCAUGGUCAUCACCACGGGCAUCGCCCUCAUCCUCCUCUGCCCGGACACGCCGACGGGCAGGUGGAGAGACCGCCACCUCCACGGUCAGCGAGAUGGUCCCCUCGAUCUCGACAAAGCCAACAGCAUCGUGGACGUCCCGGGCCGGAUCACCGACCGCCCGGACCCAAGCGACACCUUUGAAAAAUCUCCCGCCGUCGCUGUUGCCAUCACGAUUCCGAUCGCCGGCGUCGAACCACCCAACACCAACAACAACAACAACAACAACAACAACCAGCCGGCAACCGAGACGGUCCAGCCGCCGACGGCACGGGAGCUGGUGCGGGUGGCGUUGUCGCCGCAGGCGGCGUUCCACGCGCUCACGUACUCGUGCUCGUUCGGGACGGAGCUGGCCGUCAACGGGGUGCUGGCGGCAUACUACGCGGAGCGGUUCCCACGGCUGUCGCAGACGGAGGCGGCCGGCUGGGCAGCCGCGUUCGGGUUCCUCAAUGUCGCCAGCCGGCCGCUGGGCGGCGCCAUCAGCGACCUGCUGUACCGGCGCUUCUCUUCGCCUCCUUCGGCGUUGUGGUGGAAAAAGGGGUGGGUGGUCGCCUGCGGGGUCAUGGCGGGGGCGCUGCUGAUCCUGAUCGGGGCGCUGAACCCGGGACGGGAGGGCGCCAUGUUCGGACUGGUCGCCAUCAUGGCGCUCUUCGCGGAAGCCGGUAACGGGGCCAACUUCAGCCUGGUGCCGCACGUGCACCCGCAGGCCAACGGUGUGCUGUCCGGGCUUACCGGGGCGGCCGGCAACCUCGGGGGCGUGCUGUUUGCCGUUGUGUUCCGCUGCAUGGACGGGGGCACCAACUACGCCAAGGGAUUCUGGAUCAUCGGGGUCGUGAACCUGGGCGUGAACCUGGGCGUGUGCUGGAUCCCCCCGCUGCCCAAGGGGCAGGUAGGCGGACGGUGA
Molecule: messenger RNA, 1512 nt
Organism: Thermothelomyces thermophilus ATCC 42464
Lineage: Eukaryota; Fungi; Ascomycota; Sordariomycetes; Sordariales; Chaetomiaceae
Exons: 6
Coding region: 1-1512 (503 amino acids)
Biological process (GO): nitrate transmembrane transport; nitrite transport
Cellular component (GO): membrane
Molecular function (GO): nitrate transmembrane transporter activity; nitrite transmembrane transporter activity
Source: RefSeq, a predicted model, not a curated record